Molecule: messenger RNA, 927 nt
Organism: Nematolebias whitei (Rio pearlfish)
Lineage: Eukaryota; Metazoa; Chordata; Actinopteri; Cyprinodontiformes; Rivulidae
Gene: mrps15
Product: mitochondrial ribosomal protein S15
Exons: 8
Coding region: 124-897 (257 amino acids)
Biological process (GO): translation
Cellular component (GO): ribosome
Molecular function (GO): structural constituent of ribosome
Source: RefSeq, a predicted model, not a curated record
AGAUCGGCUAGUUAGGACUAGCCAAAAUGGCGAACCUCAUGUAGGGGUCGAGUGUGAUUACAUGUCGCAUUUGAAGCACUUGUAGGGGAGUUAUUUUCUACCUUUUCAGCUAUUCUUUGAGCCAUGUUGCUAAACCUUGGCCUUCGGGCCGUUCUGAAGUCGUCAGCGGGUGUUUUGCGUGAAAGCUCCGCUCGUUGCUCCGCGGUGUCAGUCAAACCCUGGACGUGCAGCUCGGCCCUUUUACCAGCACCGACAAUUAGCAGAAUUGCAGGAAGCUUUGCUGUCACAACACCAGUAAGACACUAUGCCAGAGGGACAAAGAAUAGAAAGACCGUCCCCGAGAGCCAUCUCAGUGAUCUUCACCCAACAAUGCUGAAGUUCGAUUAUGCAUCUGUCCCUCUUGCUCAAACAACUGAUGAUCUUGUCAAACGUCUUCUUUCAUUGGAGCUGGCGAGACAUAGUGACAAACUACAAAUGAAGACGGAGCAACUGAUUGCAAAGGUCCGACAGGAUGAGACGGAUCACAGCUCAGUAGAAGUCCAGGUGGCUAUUCUGACUGCGAGAAUUCGAAACUAUCAGGAGCAUCUGCAAAAGCACCACAAGGACAAAGCCAACAAGAGGCGGAUGCUCAUGUCUAUUGACAAAAGAAAAAAGCUCCUGAAAAACCUCCGAUUGGUUCGUUAUGAGGCUUUUGAGAGAGUGUGUGAGCAGCUGGGCAUCACCUACACCUUCCCCCCAGAGUACUACAGACGGGUGACCAAGCGCUGGCUGGCCAAGAAAGAACUCUGCAAAAGGGUCUUUAGAGCUGUGCAGGCACAGAAGACAGAGCAGAAGCUGAAGCUGGAGCAGAGUCUAGAAUCCGCAAAGUCGAAAGAAGCCAGCACAGCAAAAGUUUAGUCCAAUAAAACCAAUAUUCAGUACAAUUAA